Ilex paraguariensis (yerba mate) is the source of this 624-nucleotide messenger RNA. The record is from the annotation of a GenBank genome assembly. Lineage: Eukaryota; Viridiplantae; Streptophyta; Magnoliopsida; Aquifoliales; Aquifoliaceae.
AUGGCUUAUUUUGUCCUGUGUUUAGUACUUUUCUUGGCCAUGACUGGUCAUUCAAGUGCCCUCUAUUGCAUAUGUAAUAGUGGGAUGGGUGACUCAGCCCUUCAGAAGAACAUAGAUUAUGCUUGUGGAGCUGGAGCUGAUUGUUCUCCAAUCCUUCAAAAUGGUCCUUGUUACAACCCCAACACUGUAAAAGACCACUGCAACUAUGCUGUUAACAGCUAUUUUCAGAGGAAAGGUCAAAUUUCUGGGAGCUGUGAUUUUGCUGGCACUGCAGCCCCAAGCCAAACUCCCCCCAGUGGCCAAACUUCUGCAUGCGUUUAUCCAUCAAGUCCCAGUAAUGCAGGAACACCGUCAACCACACCUCCAUCAAGCAACACCCCCCCAUCAACCAACACCCCCCCAUCAAACAACGGCCCCCCAUCAAACAACAAUUCAUCCAUCACACCACCCUCAACCACAUUUCCAGGCAAUCCGAGCGGUCCAACUUUUGGCCCUGUCCCUUCAGGAAAUGGCAUCAGCACAGACAACAGUGGCAGUGAUACCCUCCAUCAUAGCACCACAACUUUGCUUUCCUCUUUGACUCUAACCCUUCUGUUUUCAGCUUUGCUAUGGUUGAGGGUCUGA